AUUUCCAUGUAGAACUGCAAUGGAAAUAUGGAAUAAGGAAUUGGAAUAUUUGAGGAUAUAUGCAGGGCAAUAUAACCUACAAAAAAUCGUGUUCACUUCACUGUUCCUUUAGACGCACGUGUGUCGUUUGGAUGUCGGCAAGACGGAAGUGUGUUUGCGAUCAGGAGAAGAAAACAAACGUGUCAAUUCUGAUAUUUUAAAGAAAAAACUCAAUUAUAAGAAAGAUGAUAUUAAAAAGUUUUCCUCGGGGUGGCAAGAAGCCCGUCAUCAAACCUUCAAAUAAUUUGUUUUCGAAACGAACAAAAAUUAAAGCAAAGAAACCAAGAUCUAAACCUAACAAAACAAAAGAAGUAGCAUCUACAGAUGAUGGACCAUUAGUUGCAAAUACAGCUCAGAAUUUAAGACUUUCAUCAUUGCAUGAAGGCAUGGUUAUAGUUGGUCGAAUAUUUAGAGUGACUGACUACCAUGCGUUUGUAUCACUUCCUGGACAAAUAAGUGCCAAAUUGCAAGCUACAGAUAUUAGUGACAGUUACACAAAUUCUUUAAAAAGUAUUGCUAAGAAUGAAGAAAUAUCUGAAGAAUUUAAGCCAAUGUCAGAUUUAUACAAAGAAGGAGAUUAUGUAGUUUGUUACGUGAAAUCAUUUAACCCCAAUACUAAAAAAGUUUCUGUAUCGUUAGAACCACAAUUGAUCAACCAAAGUUUGAAUCCAGGUACUCUAGUAAAGCGUUCAAAAGUUGUGUUGAGUAUUAGUAGUGUUGAAGAUCAUGGCUACGUUUUAGAGACUGGAUUGAAAAAUUUUAGAGCAUUUUUAUCAAUAAAAGAUAUAGCGGAUGAAGAAACUAAGUUAUUUGUUGGAAAGCAAAUUAUAUGUGCUGUAAAGGAUGUAAAAACUGCAGAAAAUAUAUACACAGCUAAAGUUUCAAUUAAAACUAAACAUUUGGAUACUGUUGAAACAAAUAUUACAUCCUUGGACUCUUUAAUUCCCACAGCACAAUUUGCUCUUACAGUAAAAAAAGUGUUGAAAAAUGGGCUGCAAGUUGAGUUUGGUGAGAACAGUAUUGGUUAUAUUAAUCAGUUGUAUCUACAAAAUUCACUUGAUUCAUUUAAGAAAGGACAAGAAUUAGUUGGAACCCUUCUUUACAUUGUACCUACUGUGAAAUUUGGAUACUUCAGUUUGUUACCACAAGAAGCAGAACAAAAAUUAUUGGCAAUUGGUGAUGUUAUAACAAAAGCAAAAUUUGUAUCCAAAGAUUCAAGAGGAAUCAUAUUACAAUUAAAAAAGGGUAUACAAGGAUAUGUUCCCCUAAAACGUACUGAGGUGCAGUUUGAAAAAAUUGAUUCUGUAUUUACCAAAAAUUCUAUUCACAAAUGUAAAAUAUUGGCUUAUGACUCAAUUGCAAGGGUGUACAUAUGCUCAAUGGAAAAAAAAGUGAUUGAAAAAACAGUUGUAAAUAAAACAAUUUUACAACCUGGACAUGUUGUGGAAGUUAAAAUAACUAAAAUCAAAAAGAACGGAUACAUUUCUGUCUCAAGUGGUACACGGAAUGGUUUUGUUCCUGCUGAUCAGGUUUCUGAUCCAGGUUAUAAAGCCACUUUCAAAGUGGGUCAAAAUGUGACAGCAAGGGUUUUAGAAACAUCUGUAAAAAACAUCUUUACGCUUAAAAAAUCGCUGAUAGAAAGCAAAUUACCAAUUUUGUGUAAAAUGGAAGAUGCCAAAGCAGAUGCAGUUCACGAUGGUACAGUCUCAAGAAUCACAGAUGCAGGAAUACUGAUUCGGUUUUUUGAUGGUGUAAAGGGCUUCAUACCAAAGAAGUUUUUGAACAACAAUACUGCAUCUGCAAAGUGGAACAUGGUUGUUGGACAAACAGUUUCAACAGUCAUUAAGGAUGUAGAUGUGAGAGAAACCAAACUGAUAUUGUCACUUGUAAAAGGUGCUAAAGCACAAAACACCAAGUUCAAAAUCGGAGAUGUAGUCGAAGGAAUUGUAACAGACUCUUCAGCUGAAGGUGUUCAACUUCGGCUAAAAAAUUAUGGUGAAGAGGCUCCAACGGCGUAUCUCCCUGCGGGACACAUGUCACCUUGUUACGAAGUUGGCAAGCUAUUGGCAUCCAAAACCGUGGCUGGAGAAUCCGUAACUGCUAUUGUAUUUUCUACAAUGCCAACUCUGAUUUUGAGUACAACAUUUGCUCCAGAGAAAACCUACAAAAUCCACGACUUGAAACCCGAAGACACUGUAAUGUGUUCUGUUAAGAAGAUACACAAAGAGUCGGUAAAAGUCCUGAUGCCUCUGGUGAAGUCGUCAAAGUUCGGAACGGUUCCCGCUGCCAGCGCGGGUAAUAUAGAGUCCAUGUACGAGAAUCAAAUCCUUAUUGGAAAAGUAACAAGAAUCGAAAAGGAUUCCCAAGAAAUCAGCUUGACAACGCAGCUGAGCAAAGUAUGGAAAAGUGUUUCGGAGCACGACGUGAAAAUGAUGACGGCAGUCGAUGUACUGAGUUCUUAUCUCAAUAAAGUUACCGAACUGUCGAGGAACGUCUAUUACACCAGCAAACCGAUUUCGAAGCUCAGCAUAGGACAACGAAUUAAGGGCAGCGUAGAAAGUGUCAUGGAUCAUGGUCUAAUUUUGAAGCUGGAGAAUAAUGUGAAAGGUAUCGUCAGGACGAGCCAUUUCACUGGAAACGUCGUGCCAGGACAAAAGGUGGAAGGGUCAGUUUUGUGGAUAAAUUAUCCUCACGAGUAUGUAGAAUUAACGUUGAUCCGCAGCAUUAUGAACGGCAUAAGCAUCAAGCAGAACAAACUGGCGAAGAUACCAGUGGGCGUUCAACUGAGAGGAGAAAUCGUAUUGAUCACAGACUGGUUUGUGCUGGUAGUUCUCAAAGGUCAAGGAAAGGGUACGUUGGUCACAUUACCAUCCAGGCGACACCUCAACGACAUUGUCCCAGACUUGACGCCCUAUCAGAUUCGAGACAAAGUAAGAUGUUUCGGUGUACUGAACGGCGAAGAUGCCGACAUACUCCUGCCCAUAUGUAUGCUGAAAUCUUCGUUUGAAAUUCAUAUUCCACGUGAGUUGGAAAAACCACAGAAGCGCAAGCUGGAAGCUCAGAACGGCAAUGAAAAAGUUUCUGUGGCCAAGAAAUCGAAGAAUUUAAAGGUCAACGAAGAAAUCAAAGAAGAGAAGUCCGAAGGGAAGCAAGUGAAGAAAGAAGCAGCUGAACCCGCGAAACCAGCGGAAAGGAAGAAAGUUAAAGCCCAACUGAUUGAUGAGAAGAAGCCAAACAAGAGGAAGAGAAGCGAGCAAGUGAUAAAAUCCGCAGAAAGCUCGGACGACGAAGAAGUUUCAGAGGAGGAAGUGGAACCAGCCGCAAAGGCUGUCAACACAAAGCCAACGCAAACCCUGGCCAUACCCGAGUGCGGUUUCCAGUGGGACAGCUCGACGACCGGUCAGGUGGCUCAAGACAGCUCGAGCUCAAGCGAGGACGAGGAGCAAAUGGAGGAUUCCUCGAAGCCGAAGAAGAAGAAGCUCACGCCGGCUGAGAGGCGAGAACAGGAGAGACUAAAAGAACGCGAAAUCCGCGAGCGCGAGGAGGCGCUGGCCAGCUGCCAGGUACCUCAAACGGUCGAUCAAUUCGAUCGGCUGGUACUCUCGAGCCCGGACAGCUCACUCGUCUGGAUGCAGUACAUGGCGUACCACCUGCAGGCGACGGAGAUCGAGAAGGCUCGAGCAGUGGCCAGACGAGCCCUAAAGACAAUCAACUUUCGCGAAGAGGACGAGCGGUUGAACGUCUGGCAGGCUUGGCUGAACCUCGAGUCGCGAUUCGGCACCGCCGAGUCACUCAAUGAGGUAUUCCAGGAGGCCGUCAAGACUAACGACGCGCAGAAGGUGUACACGCACAUGCUGACCGUCCACGGCGACGCUGGCAGGCAGGCCGAUUUGGAGAAGCUGACCAGCGCGAUGAUCGCCAAGUUCAAGCAGAACCCGGAGACGUGGAUCAGCUGCGGUACCGCUUUGCUCAAGAUCGGCAUGAAGGACAAGAGCAGGCACAUCAUGCAGAGAGCUCUGCAGUCGCUGCCGGCGACCAAGCAUGUCGAUCUCUUGGUGAGGUUCGCGCAGCUGGAGAACAGGCUCGGCGACAAGGAGCGAGCGCAGACUCUGUUCGAACAGGUCCUGACGUCAUAUCCGAAGAGAACGGACGUCUGGUCGUCCUAUGUCGAUUCGUUGGUCAAAUCGGGAGACAUCGAAAUCGCGAGGAAAGUACUGGACCGAGCUAUAACGCAGGGGUUGCCCCCGAAAAAGAUGAAGGUGUUAUUCAAGAAGUACAUCGACUUCGAGAGCAAGCACGGCACGCCGGAGAACGUCUCUCGCAUCCAGGAACUGGCCGUGAAAUACGUCGAAGAACAGUGCAAAAAACUUGACUAGGUUUAACCGACGACGUUGAAAUGAAAUAAUGUUUUGUACAGUCCUUUUUACUCGAUAAUAAAAAGAAGUUUAUUUAAACGUA
Molecule: messenger RNA, 4497 nt
Organism: Nasonia vitripennis (jewel wasp)
Lineage: Eukaryota; Metazoa; Arthropoda; Insecta; Hymenoptera; Pteromalidae
Gene: Rrp5
Product: protein RRP5 homolog
Exons: 6
Coding region: 225-4415 (1396 amino acids)
Biological process (GO): rRNA processing
Cellular component (GO): nucleolus; nucleus; small-subunit processome
Molecular function (GO): protein binding; RNA binding
Source: RefSeq, a predicted model, not a curated record